AUGGGAGUGCCAAAGUUCUUCCGAUGGAUGGGCGAGAGAUAUCCUCUAUGUUCGCAGCUGAUCACUGAGAAUGCUAUUCCAGAGUUUGACAAUCUUUACCUGGACAUGAAUGGAAUCAUCCAUAACUGUUCACUACCCAACGACACCGACGCUCACUUCCGCCUUUCGGAAGACAAGAUCUUCCUGGCCAUUUUCAAUUACAUCGACCACCUAUUUUUGAAGAUCAGGCCACAAAAGGUCUUUUUCAUGGCCGUCGAUGGUGUCGCACCCCGUGCCAAGAUGAACCAGCAACGUUCACGACGAUUCCGUACUGCCAAGGACGCCGAGGAUGCCAAGCGAAAAGCCAUUGCCAAGGGAGAAGAACUUCCGGAAGAAGAACAAUUCGACCGAAAUUGUAUCACACCAGGAACGCCAUUCAUGAAGAGACUGUCGGCACAAUUGAACUAUUUUAUUUCCAAGAAGAUCACCGAGGAUGCCAACUGGCGCAAUGUCAAGGUCAUUCUAUCAGGGCACGAAGUGCCCGGAGAGGGCGAGCACAAGAUCAUGGAAUAUAUUCGCCUGUCGAAGGCCCAGGAGAACUACAACCCCAACACACGUCACUGUCUCUACGGACUUGAUGCCGAUCUCAUUAUGCUGGGCCUGCUUAGCCACGAACCCCAUUUCGCACUCUUACGUGAAGAGGUCACUUUUGGAAGGACUAACAAGAAGAAAGGGGGCAUUGAUACGCAAAAUUUCUUCCUGAUGCACCUAUCGCUAUUGCGAGAAUACCUUGAUCUGGAGUUCAGUAGUCUGCAGGAAACACUACCCUUCCCAUACGAUCUGGAACGAAUCAUCGACGAUUUUGUUCUCAUGUGUCUGUUCGUCGGAAACGAUUUCCUGCCACAUUUGCCAAACCUACAUAUUGCCGAAGGUGCCCUCAGUCUGCUCUUUAACAUCUAUAAGAAACUAUUGCCACAACUGGGCGGUUACUUCCAGGACUCGGGUACCUUAGACCCGAAGCGCGUCGAGGCCAUGUUCCAUGAGCUGUCCGAGGUUGUUGAGCACGAGGCCUUUGAGUCAGAAUGCGACGAUCUGAAGUACAUCGGAGGAAAGAUGGCAGAAUUGCUCAUUGUGUCCAACUCUAGUCAGAAGAGCAACGGAAAGCACAGACAAGGCAUGCGCAUGGGCAAGCCUAUCAAGGAUUUUGUACUGGAACGCAAAGAAAUCCUUGAUUUCCCAACAACGCUCAAUUCUAGUGAUAGGAGCUUUGUGAAGCGGAUCGCUUCUGCAAUUGAAAUCCGGCACGGCACUGAGACGACUCCUGAUGGCCAGCAGCAUCUAUUUAUUGAGUUUGACGAGGAGGAAGACGAGGAAGAUGUCGAGUCGCAGGAGGCUAGAGCGCGAAUCAUGCGCAAGUAUGAUCAAGCUAUGGUGGUCGAGGAUGUUGUCGAGAACGAAAAACUCCGAGACGAGAAAGCCAAGAGUGUGUACCAGGAACGAUUCUUGCAGUGGAAGAAGGAAUACUAUUUGGCGAAACCGGAGCUCGAGACGCCAGAGGAAAUUCGCCAGAUGGCCUUCAAAUACGUCGAGGGCCUGCAGUGGGUUUUGUAUUAUUAUUACAGAGGAGUUGCCUCUUGGGCAUGGUUCUAUCCAUAUCAUUAUGCACCUAAGAUAUCAGACUUGGUGAAAAUCGAUGAGUUCAAGCUGCCGUUUGAGCUGGGUGAGCCUUUUAAGCCAUACGAACAGCUUAUGGGAGUGCUGCCUGAGGCCAGUAAACAGCACAUUCCUCAGGCGUAUUGGGACUUGAUCAUUAAAGAAUCGUCGCCGAUCAAGGACUUUUAUCCCAAAGACUUUGAUCUGGACAUGAAUGGCAAGAAGCAAGACUGGGAGGCCAUUGUCAAAAUCCCGUUCAUCGACCAGGAUAGACUGCUGAAAGCCAUGAAGGGCCAGGAGCAUUUGCUUACAAAGGAGGAGGCCGAGAGAAACAGCAGUGGCGAGAGCACAGUGUUUACGCGCGAUGAAAGCCUGAACGAGACCUAUCCAUCACCUUUGCCGACUUCCUUCCCCGACAUCAACGAUUGCAAGUGCAAGAUGGCUACAUUCCAUUUGCCGAUCAUCGAGGGUGUCUCAUCGUUGAGAAAGGGACUUUGCGAAGGAGCAUUUAAGGGUGCAGAUCUGCUCUUUGGAUUUCCUUCGAUGCACACUAUCAAGCACUCCGGCAAUCUCGGAUUCCAUGGUGUCCAGGUGUUCCAGGCGGCUUCUCGAAAUGAGACCAUGGUGGUCAACAUUGUUAACAGAUUCGAAGAUGUGAAGCCGGAAGCGCUCGCUCUAUCUAAGAUCGGCAAAAGGAUCUAUGUUGGCUGGCCUUUCUUGAAGGAGGGUAUUAUAUCAUCGAUCUCGGACGAAAUGUUCAAAUAUGAGCUGCAAGUCCAGGGCAGAAACAAGGUCGUCAUAAAGACCCCACAUCGCACCAACACAUUCGAAACCUGGAGGAAGCGUGCCGACAAGAUCGAGACGCUGUAUAACAAGCGAUUUGGAGUUGUUAUCGGAGACAUGGAGUUCACCGCACAGGUCCUGUUGCUAAAAGGACUUAGACGGGAGAUGAACGGCGCGUUGGUUAAAGAUUUCUGCAAGCCUGGAGAGGAGCAGGAGUUUGCUAUCCAAACAGUCGUGGAUACUGUUAAGCACCCUGAUACCAGGACAAUGGAGGAGGCCCCAAAGCCCCUGAACGAGGACUUUCCUAUUGACUCACAAGUCUUUUUCUUGGGUCAUGGACAUUAUGGAUGCCCUGCUCAAGUCAUUGCGCACUCGGACAAUGCCCUGGCUUUGCGAGUUGCUAUCCCAAAUGACUCUAAGGGUGAACCAACAUUUGGCCACAAAAUUGUGAAGGAGGCGCUGUCUGGCUCUGUAUACCUGCCAUCUUACGUGGUGAGUAAGAAGGUCGGAAUUUCAACUCUCAUUUUGAGUAAGCUGACGUCCUCUCUCCAUGUCGUAUAUCGGUCGACGGAUCGACGUGUCAACCUGGGCCUCAACCUCAAGUUCGAGGGUAAAAAGCAAAAAGUUCUUGGCUACACUCGCAAGACCGAUAGCGGGUGGGAGUUCAGUCAAAAGGCAGUGGCAUUGCUUCAGGAGUACAAGCAGCAGUUCCCUGAGUUCUUUGACGGACUUGAAAGGAAAGCACGGUCUGAUUUUUACAUUGCUGAGGAGAUGUAUCCCAACGGCGACAGCACGGAGAAGAUCAAGAGAGUCGAAGACUGGUUGAAAAAAUCCAAGGUCAAGGAUUUUGAGCGCGUCGAUCUGGAUGCCCAGCAGCUUGAUAAGGAUACAAUUGCCCUAGUGGAGAGGGCAGCCGACGCUUACGUGGAGAACAGACCUGGGAUGAAGCAUGUCAUUGUCAAGAACCUCGCGCGACACACCAUGCUAAAGCCCAGCCAUGCUGCGACCUUAUUGCCGGAUCAGACCUUCCAGCUCGGCGACCGGGUCGUCUUCGUCCAGGAUUCUGGAACGGUUCCCAUUGGAGCUAAGGGCACUGUUGUAGGGAUUGAUCGACUGGAGGUCGAGGUCGUUUUUGAUGACAAGUUCAUGAGUGGAAUGGACCUAGGUGGAAGAUGCUCGAUGUAUCGUGGUAUGACUGUGGGACCGCAAUCAAUCUUGAAUCUCUCCAACCCUCAAACCCUAACCAACAAAAGGCCCAAGUCGAUAACAAACCCCAUGGCUGGGAAAUCUUGGGCGUACCACCAGCAGCCGACAACCAAAGGCCCAAGCACGGAGCCCCCGCAGCAACAGCAGCAACAGCAACAGCAGCGGUCCCGUGCAUCACAAGCUUGGCGGGAGCAAGGGCACAUUCAGCAACAGCAUGGUCGCGGUGGUCACGGUCACCAGCGAGGCGUUCAUCGCAACCCUCGCCCUCCUCAAGUGAACGGACCCCAGGAUCAGACGCAUCCUGGCAAUAACAACACCAACAACAAUAACAAUUUUGGCCCAAGACCCCAAGGAUUUGCUUCACGAGGAGGCCAUCGAGGUGGUCAUGUUGGAGCAAACCAUCACCAUGUACAAAACGCGCGAGCUGGACCCACACCUCCAGCCGAGUCGGUUGCUUCAUCAUCCGCGACUGCUGCUCCAACAGAGACUAAAACGGGAACAAAUAGUCAGGGUGGUCAUGAGCGCAGUGGACGACGAGGCCGUGGUCGCGGGAGUGCGCGCGGAGGAAACAAACAAGCGGAAAGUUCUUCAGCAGCGGCCGCUCCUGCUCCUGCUCCUGCUCCUACUCCUGCUCCUGCUCCUGCUCCUGCUCCUGCUCCUGCUCCUGCUCCUGCUCCUGCUCCUGCUCCUGCUUCUGCUCCUGCUCCUGCGCCUUAA
Messenger RNA from Gamsiella multidivaricata, 4338 nucleotides. Its product is annotated as XRN 5'-3' exonuclease N-terminus-domain-containing protein. The coding region runs from base 1 to 4338 and encodes 1445 amino acids. The record is from RefSeq and is a predicted model, not a curated record. NCBI's taxonomy places the organism in Eukaryota, Fungi, Mortierellomycota, Mortierellomycetes, Mortierellales, Mortierellaceae. Gene Ontology annotation, cellular component: nucleus. Gene Ontology annotation, biological process: nuclear-transcribed mRNA catabolic process; rRNA catabolic process. Gene Ontology annotation, molecular function: 5'-3' RNA exonuclease activity; RNA binding. The transcript has 15 exons.